Dicentrarchus labrax (European seabass) is the source of this 4164-nucleotide messenger RNA. Its product is annotated as NACHT, LRR and PYD domains-containing protein 3-like. The coding region runs from base 198 to 3776 and encodes 1192 amino acids. Gene Ontology annotation, molecular function: protein binding. NCBI's taxonomy places the organism in Eukaryota, Metazoa, Chordata, Actinopteri, Moronidae. The transcript is spliced from 14 exons. The record is from RefSeq and is a predicted model, not a curated record.
AUCAGACACACAGCUCAGUGUGACCCCCCCCCUGCUGAAAUCGAAAGUAAAAUCGGAGCUCAGCCUCAGUGCAGCGGAGUCCUGACUUGUUGUGGCGUAUCUUCGGUUGAAUCAUUAACAAUAAGCUCCACCCAGUUUGGUUCCUUCCUCUCCAGAGAUCAACGCCUGUGAACAACAGACUUACUGAAGGCCUCGAGAUGAGUGAACGUGGAGCCGAAGGAUCAGGAUCAGGAUCAGGAUCAGGAUCAGGAUCAGGAUCAGCCUCUUCUGCAGCUAGUUUUGUUUAUGUGAAGAGUGACCGCUCCAGAGAAUAUCCUCCAGAUUUAAGCACUGAAUCCAGACCUUCACAAACAGGAUUGAUGGAAGUCAAGAAGAGUAUAUCAGAGGAAGAACCAGCAUCUUCUGCAGUCAGUUCUGUUUCUAUGAAGAGUGACCGCUCCAGAGAAUAUCCUCCAAUGUUCAGCACUGAACCCAGACCUUCAGAAACAGGAUGGACUGAAGUCAAGAGGAAGGGUAAAGCUAAGGGAGGAUCAGCGUCUUCUACAGCCAGUUCUGUUUCUAUGAAGAGUGACAGCUCCAAAGAAUAUCCUCCAAUGUUCAGCACUGAACCCAGACCUUCAGAAACAGGGGAGACAUCUACAUCAAGCAAUUAUCAGAACCAAGACACCCUGAAGGGGUUUGAAUCUAAAGCCAUGGCAUUUUUAAGAAAAGCUCUGAGAACCCAUAAGAAGGUCCUUUCUGGAAAACAACAAGGAUUGCUGCAGGAGGACGUACUUGAUGGUCAACCGGUUGAGUCUGCUGAUGAAACAAAUGAAGCAGCUCUGAAGAUUGCUCUCCAUAUCUUGAGGACCAUGAAUGAAGAUGAACAGGCUCACUCACUUGAGCAAAGUCAUUAUGGAGAGCUUCCAAUGUACCGAAAGAAACUCAGAUCUUCCCUGAAGAGGAAGAAUGAAUUCAUAAUGGAUGAGAUAAACUCACAGCAGUUGCCUGUCCCUCUUAGAAAGAUUUAUACAACACUCUAUCUGUUAGAGGGGGACAGUGGAGAGGUCAACAAUGAACAUGAAGUGAGACAAAUUGAGAAAGCUUUCAACAAACGGAAGUCUUCAGACACUCCGAUCAAGUGUGAAGACCUCUUCAAGCCCAACCAACAAGACAAACCCAUCAGAACGGUGCUCACCAGGGGGAUAGCAGGCAUUGGUAAAACUGUGUUGGCACAGAAGUUCAUGCUGGACUGGUCAGAGGAGAAGGUCAAUCAAGACAUCCAGCUCCUGUUUUCACUUCCUUUUAGGGAGCUAAAUUUGAUUAAAAAUGAAAGAAGAACUUUGAUGGAGCUGCUCUAUGACUUCUCUCCAGGCCUGAAAGAAUCUGGAAUAAAAGACCUGACAAUGUGUAAAGUUCUGUUUCUACUGGAUGGUCUCGAUGAGUGCAGACUCCCUCUGGAUUUCAAAAGAAAUGAGAGAUGCUGUGAUGCUACACAGCCAGCAUCAGUCGAUGUGCUGCUGACAAACCUCAUUGCAGGUAACUUGCUACCAAAAGCGAAUCUCUGGGUAACUACUCGACCUGCUGCAGCCAGCUGUAUCCCUCGAGAGUAUGUAGACCGCGUGACUGAGAUACGAGGCUUUAACAACCUGCAGAAGGAGGAGUACUUCAACAAGAAAAUCGAUGAUGAAAACUUAGCCAGAAGAGUGAUCGCAAACAUAAAGUCGACAAGAAGUCUCUACAUCAUGUGCCACAUGCCGGUGUUUUGCUGGAUUUCGUCUAUUGUCUUGGGAGAAAUGUGCGCCAAAGCAGGCGGAGGAAAAAUGCCAAAGACUUUGACUCAGAUGUACAUCUACUUCCUGGAACAUCAGACCACUCAGAAGCAUGUCAAAUACAGCGAAGAGCAAGAACUGGACUCCCAAGGGGAUAGCAAGGUGAUUAUGUCACUUGGGAAGUUGGCCUUCCAGCAGCUGGAGAAAGGCAACCUGAUCUUCUAUGAGGACGAUCUUAAAGAAUGUGGUAUUGAUGUCAAAACAGCGUCUGUCUACUCAGGAGUGUGCACUCAAGUCUUUAGGGAAGAGUCCUGCAUGCAGCAAAAAGUCUUCUGCUUUGUUCAUCUGUCUGUCCAAGAGUUUCUUGCAGCUUUGUACGUCCAUGUGAUGUACAAGGUCAAUCGUGUAAACCUGAUGAUCAAAGAUGGGAUGGCCCGAGCCAAGUCUGUAUCUGAACUGCACAAAACUGCAGUGGACAGAGCCUUACAAAGUCGCAACGGCCACCUGGAUCUCUUCCUGCGUUUCCUCCUCGGACUCUCUUUGGACUCCAGCCAGGUUCUGCUCAAAGGCCUGAAGAUUCAGGUAGAAAUCUGCGACUCCCAAAGUCAUGAGGAAACCAUCAAGUACAUCAAGGAGAAAAUAAGUCAGACUCGUCCUCUAGAGAAGUACAUCAAUCUCUUCCACUGUCUCAAUGAGUUAAAUGACCACUCUCUGGUGGAGGAGAUCCAGAGCCACCUGGACUCACACAGAGACUUGGUGAUGGACAAAAGUUCUGCAGCUCAGUGGGCAGCUCUGGUCUUUGUGUUGCUGACCUCACCGGAGAAGCCAGAGGAGAUCCAGCUCAAGAAAUACUCCAGAACAGCAAAAGGCCUUAACAUGCUCCUACCAGCCAUCAAAGCAUGCAGAUCCGCCAUGCUGAAUGAUUGCAAUCUCACUGCAGACUGCUUAGAGGUGCUGUCCUCCACGCUCAGCUCGAGCUCUAAUGAGCUGAAUCAUUUAGAUUUAAGUGAUAACAACAUACAAGACUCAGGAAUCAAGCACCUCUGCAACGGACUGCAAAGCCCAAACUGCAGACUGAAGACGUUGAGGCUGAACCGAUGCAAUCUCACUCAGAAAUGUUGUAAAUCUCUGGCUUCAGUCCUGAGCUGUCCUUCAUCACAUCUCAAAGAGCUGGACUUGAGUGACAAUGACAUUGAAGUCUCUGGAGUGCAGCUACUCUGCAAUGGACUGGCAAAUGUGUGCUGUAAACUGGAAACCCUCAGGUUGUCGUUCUGUAACAUCACAGAGAAAGGUUGUGCUUUUUUGGCCUUGGCAGUGAAGUCCAACCCAUCCCACCUGAGUGAACUGGAUCUGAGCUACAAUCACCUUGGAGAGUCAGGAGUGAAGCUCAUCUCUGAAGCUCUGGAGGAAGGACGAUGUGAAGCUAAACUCAGAGUCGACCACAAUGCAGAACACUGGUAUAAACCAGGACUGAGACAAUAUGCAUGUAAGCUUACAAUGGAUCAUAACACCGCUCACAAACGUCUCAUCCUCUCUGACGAGCCCCCAACAAUUACCCAGGGCAGCGAGAAGCAGCCAUAUCCCGAUCACCCUGACAGGUUUGACUACUGGUCCCAAGUCCUGUUCAACGAGGGCCUGACAGGCCGCUGCUACUGGGAGGUGGAGUGGGAAGGAAAAUGGGCAGCGAUCGGAGUGACCUACAAGGGCAUCAGUCGCAAAGGGCCAGAAAAUGACUGUGUGAUAGGCUACAAUGGCAUAUCUUGGAGUCUGCACUGUUCUUCUAAAGGCUACCAUGUGUAUCAUAACUUCGAGAGCAUCGUCGCUCGUGUCCCUCUGGGUGAUUCCCGUGGACUGGCUGUGUAUCUGGACUGGGAUGCCGGCAUCCUGUCCUUCUACAGAGUUUCUUCUGGAAGGUCGCUGACACACCUGCACACCUUCUUCACCAAAUUCACUGAGCCUCUCUACCCAGUUUUCAGAGUGUGGGUGAAGGGCUCCUCAGUGAGGCUGUGUCAGGUGAAAGAAUAGAAAGAAAAGACUGAACGACAGAUGCACGCUAUUCACUGAUGAUUGGUCUUCUUCUGAUCAAAGCAAUCAGAGUGAUCAGAUGGAGGUCAUUGAACCUUUUUACCAUUUAUAUUAAACAGUAUUAAGUUCUUUAAAUUCAGAGAAAACAACUGAAAACUAUUUGAACUUUACAUUACUGUCCUCUGUCCAGUGUUGCCGCACCUGAAAUUUUGAAUUAAAAUGGCAAAAAAUACUUUAUCUGGCGAGCAGUAGCUGUGGAGAUUGGUUCUUUAGGUGAGUUUAAAAUGGUGUCCGCACAUGAUUUUAUGUAUUAUGGUAGCUUAUAUGCAUAUACGUAUAUAUAUUUCAGUAUGGAAAAUGUAUUAAAUUAUUAUCAAUGAGGGUUCAA